AUGUGGCCUGAUAUCAUAAGAAUGGCAAAGGAAGGAGGAUUAAAUACCAUUGAAACUUAUGUUUUUUGGAACGUCCAUGAACCUGUUGAAGGCCAGUUCAAUUUUACAGGAAAUUAUGAUUUGGUGAAAUUCAUCAAAUUGAUUGCUGAAAAUAAAUUGUAUGCAAUCCUACGACUUGGUCCUUUCAUUCAGGCAGAAUGGAAUCUUGGAGGACUUCCAUUUUGGCUGAGAGAUGUACCCAACAUCAUAUUCCGGUCAUACAACGAACCCUACAUGACUCAUAUGAAAAGAUACAGCGAAAUGAUUAUAAACAUGAUGAAGAAGGAGAAGCUAUUUGCACCUCAAGGAGGCCCAAUUAUCCUUGCACAGAUUGAAAACGAAUAUAACCAUGUUCAAGAAUCAUAUCGUGAGAAAGGUAUUCAAUAUGUGAAGUGGGCUGCAGAUAUGGCAACUGGGUUGUAUCCCGAUGUCCCAUGGAUAAUGUGUAAGCAAAAGGAUGCCCCUGCAAAUGUAAUAAGUACAUGCAACGGAAGGCAUUGUGCAGAUACCUUUGGUGGGCCAAACGGCCCAAAUAAACCUACUUUAUGGACCGAAAAUUGGACUGCUCAAUAUCGGGUUUUCGGAGAUCCACCUUCUCAAAGAGCAGCAGAAGAUAUCGCAUUUUCAGUUGCUCGAUUCUUCAUGAAUAACGGAAGCAUGACAAAUUACUACAUGUAUCAUGGUGGAACCAACUUUGGAAGAACAAGCUCGUCGUUUGUGACCACUCGUUACUACGAUGAAGCUCCCCUUGACGAAUUUGGUUUGAUAAGAGAACCCAAAUGGAGUCACCUUAGAGACCUCCACAAGACUUUGAGAUUGGUAAAGAACCCUUUUCUUUUGGGUACUCAAAAAAUCAAAAAUAUCAACAAAUUUGUCCAAAUUAUCACAUACGAGAAACCAGAAAGCAACAUUUGUUUAGCGUUCUUGAGCAACAAGCACAAGAAGAUUCAUCGUACCAUCGACUUCAAAGGAAAAAGUUAUUUCCUACCAAGGCGAUCUGUCGCCAUUCUUCCUGAUUGCAAAACUGUCGUUUAUAACACAGAACUUAUCGUAUCACAACAUAACUCAAGGAGCUUCGUACUUUCAAAGAAAGCGAAUAAAUUUAAAUGGGAAAGCUAUCGGGAACCUAUUCCAAUAGCUAAAGAUUUACCAGUUAUGAGUAAAACACCAUUGGAACUCACCUCCAUGACUAAAGAUACCACAGAUUAUAUGUGGUAUAGCACAAGCUUACAUCUUGAUAGUGACGAUCUACCCAUGAGACCAGAUAUCUUGCCUGUUAUUCAGAUUCAAAGUCUUGGGGAUGCAUUAUUGGCUUUCGUUAAUGGAGAAUAUAUAGGAUUUGGACAUGGGAGCUUCAUUGAGAAGUCAUUUUCGUUCUCCAAACCUGUGAGUUUGAAGACUGGAGUCAAUCACAUAUCGAUCUUGGCAAUGACUGUGGGACUACCGAAUAGUGGAGCGUAUAUGGAGAAGAGGUUUUCGGGUAUUCGAGCUGUUAUUCUACAGGGUAUGAGUAGUGGUUCUCUUGAUCUCACGCUUAACCAAUGGGGUCAUAAGGUUGGCGUCGAGGGAGAAUCACUCCAAUUGUACACAGAAGAAGGAUCCAAGAAAGUUAAAUGGAGCCCAGCCAGUGGACCAGGAACACCUAUUACAUGGUACAAGACGAAUUUUGCCACUCCUGAAGGAAAUAAUCCGGUUGCGAUCAAGAUGGAGAGAAUGGGCAAAGGUGUAGUUUGGGUAAAUGGUAAUAACCUUGGUCGUUAUUGGGAAAAUUAUCGUUCACCUCUUGGGGCCCCUUCUCAAACCGAGUAUCACAUCCCAAGGUCAUUCUUAAAACCAAAGAACAACCUUUUGGUUGUGUACGAGGAGAGCGGUGGAACCAUUGAUGGUGUUGCGAUUAAUACUGUCAAUCGCGACAUUAUUUGUAGCUUUAUGUAUGAGGAUUAUCCGCCAAAUAUUGACAUAUGGAAAAUGGAGGGAGGUGUUCUUAAGACCAACGUGGAAUCACCUAAGCCAGAAGCUCAACUUACUUGCGACCCUGAUAAAUUCAUCAAGGAAAUCCAAUUUGCGAGCUUUGGCAAUCCUUGGGGAUCGUGUGGGACAUAUAUUCAAGGAACAUGUCAAUCUCCCAAUGCCAAACAAGUAGUUAAAAAGGCUUGCUUGGGAAAGAAUAGUUGCAGAAUCCCUCUCGACAGAGCAAUUUUGGGCGACCCAAGCGGUGACAAAUCUUGUUCUCAAGACAAAUUUAAAAGACUUGCUAUCCAAGUGAGGUGCGCGAAGAAGAAAAAUGAGUAGAUAUAGGAUUUUUCAAAUUCAAAAGGGUGUGUUUGAGACAUUUUUGGCAAAUUGAAGGGGCCUUUGUACAACAAAGAAACUUAAACGCUUUGAAUGA
This is a messenger RNA of Lactuca sativa (garden lettuce), 2428 nucleotides long. It is a transcript of the gene BGAL14, whose product is annotated as beta-galactosidase 14. NCBI's taxonomy places the organism in Eukaryota, Viridiplantae, Streptophyta, Magnoliopsida, Asterales, Asteraceae. Gene Ontology annotation, molecular function: hydrolase activity, hydrolyzing O-glycosyl compounds; carbohydrate binding. The record is from RefSeq and is a predicted model, not a curated record. Gene Ontology annotation, biological process: carbohydrate metabolic process.